Messenger RNA from Talaromyces rugulosus, 411 nucleotides. RefSeq lists its product as uncharacterized. The record is from RefSeq and is a predicted model, not a curated record. Gene Ontology annotation, cellular component: cytosol; nucleus. The coding region runs from base 1 to 411 and encodes 136 amino acids. The transcript has 4 exons. Gene Ontology annotation, molecular function: DNA binding. NCBI's taxonomy places the organism in Eukaryota, Fungi, Ascomycota, Eurotiomycetes, Eurotiales, Trichocomaceae.
AUGGCUGAUUCCGAGUUGGAAGAGAUCCGGAGAGCCCGUCUCGCGCAGCUGCAACAACAAGGCGGCGGCGGCGGUCGUGGCGGGGCCGGAGGCGACGAAGGCCAGGAUGAGAGGAGACAAGCAGAAACUGAAAGACGCGCUGCCAUCCUCACCCAGAUUCUCGACCCGGCUGCCGCUGAUCGCCUGGGACGAAUCCGCCUCGUCAAGGAAUCCCGCGCCACCGAUAUCGAGAACCGUCUCAUCAUGCUAGCCCAGACGGGCCAGUUGCGCCAAAAGGUGACCGAAGACCAGCUCAAGGACCUGUUGAACGCCGUUGCCGAAAACACUCGCAAAGAAGAAGAGGAACAAAAGAUCGUUUUCAAUCGGCGGAAAGCCGGGUGGGACGAUGAUGACGACCUGUUGGAUUUGUAG